AAGAGGGCGUGGGAGAGCUGGCCCGGCUGGAGCCACCCAAACCCGGCUGCGAGCCCCUCUACCUGUACGACAGCCAGGACUGGGUGGUGUUGCCUCGCUGCUCGCCGGAGGAGGCCAGCGCCAUCUCGCCCAUGCUGGCUGAGGAGACCUUCCGCUACAUGACAUUCCUCGCACUGGAACCCUCCUCCUUAUCCCAUCCUGGCUCUCGCAGCCUCUCCCAAGUUCUCAGCGCUGACAGGGUGGAGCAGAUGACGAAGACCUACAAUGACAUUGACGUGGUGACACACCUGCUAGCUGAGAGGGACCGGGACCUCGAGCUAGCUGCGCGGAUUGGUCAGUCUCUGCUGCAGAGAAAUCACGUGCUGCAGGAGCGCAAUGAGGCCAUUGAGGAACAGCUAACACAGGCCCUGGACCAGGUGCACCAGCUGCAGCAUGAGCUGGGGAAGAAGGAGGAGCUCCUCCGCAUGGUGGCCAGCGCCUCGGAGGAGAGCGAGACCGACUCCAGCUGCUCCACGCCGCUGCGCCACAGCCAGCCCCCGGGCGCCGCGCUCCCCCUCAGCCAGCUGGAGGCGCUGCAGAGCAAGCUGCAGGAGCUGGAGGAGGAGAACCUCGCGCUGCGGUCUGAGGCGUGCCACCUGAAAUCGGAGACCAUCUCGUACGAGGAGAAGGAGCAGCAGCUGGUCAACGACUGCGUGAAAGAGCUCCGCGAAUCUAACAGCCAGAUGGCGGUGCUGACGGACGAGCUGUCGAAGAAGAACGAGGACUUGCUGCGGCACCAGGAGGAGAUGGCCCAGCUGCUCACCCAGAUGGUGGAGCUGCAGCACCGGGUCAAGCAGCUGGCCUUGGAGAAGGAGGAGCUGAGGAUUCACCUACAGGCUUCUAAAGAUGCUCAGAGGCAGCUCACUGCAGAGCUGAACGAGCUGCGGGACAGGAACGUGGAGUGCGUGGGGAUGCUGCACGAGUCGCAGGAGGAAGUGAGGGAGCUGCGCAGCAGGAGCACCCCCUGCGCAGGCAUGCGCAGACACAUGUCCUAUGGGCUGUUUCCCAUGGAUUCCCUGGCAGCUGAGAUUGAGGGCACCAUGAGGAGAGAGCUGAGCUUGGAAGAGGAGCAGGACCAAAAGAAUUCGCAGAAACGCGUGUUCCAAACUGUGCGUUCCGUCAACGAUUUGGUGCGGGCCCACACCACCCGCCCCAUUCCUGGCUCCGCCCACAGCAGCGUGGUAAUGACUGCGCAGCCCUUCCGGUCCUGCCUGCCGCCUGCGCAGAUGUGCAGCGGGGAGGAUCCCGCUCCCAACAACAACAGCAAGGAGGGGCCACGCCUGGGACAGCCCGGCUCACCAGGAGGAAGUGACCUCGUCUCUGCGCUUCGCCGCCUCACGCUGCGGCGGCAGAACUUCCUGUCCGAGCGGCAGUUCUUCCAGGCGGAGCGGGACAGGAAGCUGCAGGCGCUGGCGCGGGCGGGGCAGGGGGAGGGGGAGGGGCCGGAGGCCGGCGAGGGGAGCGGCCGCGCCUCCCCCGACGGCAGCAUCGUCUCCUGCAUCACCAGCAUGUCGGACCUCUCCGCAGCCUCCAGCUUCAAGAACUUCCUGCCGGAGAAGCUGCAGAUCGUCAAGCCCAUGGAAGGCUCCCUCACGCUGCACCACUGGCAGCAGCUGGCCCAGCCGCACCUGGCCACCAUCCUGGACCCUCACCCGGGCGUGGUCACCAAAGGGUUCCGCCCCCUGCCCCAGGACGCCGUGUACAGCCUGGCCGACCCCGAGGAGGACGAGGACGAGGACGAGCGGAGGGGGACGGGGGCGUGCCAAAAACGGAGGGAGGGGAAAGAGGAGGAGGAGGAGGAAGAGGAGGAGGAGGGAGGCAUCACCUUCCAGGUGCGCUGCGCCUCCACACCAGAGGAUAAGAGGGAGAGGAAGAAUGAGAGGGUACCUGUCUGCUCCCUCGCGAAUGUACCGCCACCGUCUCCACCUCCCCGGGCCUCUCCAACCCUGCCUUCAGGCCCUGCUGCCCCCUGCAUCCCCUCCGCCCCCCAGCGGACCAAGAGUCAGAUUCUCAGCACAACAGCUCCCUCUCCUGCUCAUAAUCCAGGGAAGUGUCUGAGCUCCACCUUCUCCACCUACACCUUCACCACCUGCCGCAUCCUGCACCCAUGUGACGUCACUCAGGUCACGCCAAGCUCUCUGUCGUCGGUGUCGGAGAACACACCCAGCUCCCUGCGCACAGGCCCCAGUACGCCCGUCACGCCCUGUCGGCUCAGCCUGGGCGACUCCUUCCCCCCCCGCCGUGUCACAGCCCCCCGCGGCCUGGCCCAGCUGUUGCUGGAGAAGGGGAUCUCCGCCCAGGUCUCCGCCGAGGGCGACCCCCCGAAACGCACCCCGUCCCAGCCCCCCAGCACCCCGCCCAACUCGCCCUCCCACUCGCCCUCGCCCUCGCCGGUACCCUUCGAGACGCGCCCCCCCUCCUCCGACAACUUCCUGGCCUCGCGGCCGGCCGAGCUCUUCCUGCAGGACGUGUACGGUCUGAAGCUGAGCCGGGGGCGCCCGGAGUUCCCCAGCCCCGCCCCGCCCCCCUCGCUCGCCGGAGCGCCGGAGCGCGGCGCCGUCGGGUUGGCGGAGCAGCUGCGGCGGCUGGGGUUCGCCGGAGUGCCGCGGGGGGCGGAGGCAGGAGGGGCGCGGCGCCCCGACUCGGCCACCCUACUGCCGACGGGCGGGGCGAGCCUAUUGGACGGACUGCGCCGGAACCAGAGCCUUCCCGCCAUGGCGGGCGGGCGGGGUCAGGCCGGGUCCAGCCCCUCUCGGCCAGCCCUGCCCCCCCACCCCACUUCGCUGGCGAUUCCCACACCCCCCUGGGGCAGCCUGAAGGGGCCCGUUGUUAGCUCCUCUUCUUCCUCCUCCUCCUCCUCUUCCUCUUCGCAGGUCCCACCCCCUCACAAAGCCUGAGCGGCAGGAUACAGACUGAUUCAGGAGGGUGAGGGGUGGGGCUGGGAUCAGUGGGAAUAUCCAGCACUGACAGCACCUUGAAGACUGACCCCAAUCUCCCCCCAAACU
Molecule: messenger RNA, 3044 nt
Organism: Megalops cyprinoides (Indo-Pacific tarpon)
Lineage: Eukaryota; Metazoa; Chordata; Actinopteri; Elopiformes; Megalopidae
Product: trafficking kinesin-binding protein 2-like
Exons: 15
Coding region: 132-2936 (934 amino acids)
Biological process (GO): neurogenesis; anterograde axonal transport of mitochondrion
Cellular component (GO): dendrite
Molecular function (GO): GABA receptor binding
Source: RefSeq, a predicted model, not a curated record